Molecule: messenger RNA, 8356 nt
Organism: Tachysurus vachellii
Lineage: Eukaryota; Metazoa; Chordata; Actinopteri; Siluriformes; Bagridae
Gene: l1camb
Product: L1 cell adhesion molecule, paralog b
Exons: 28
Coding region: 304-4167 (1287 amino acids)
Biological process (GO): cell-cell adhesion; brain development
Molecular function (GO): cell-cell adhesion mediator activity
Source: RefSeq, a predicted model, not a curated record
GUGAACCACCCAUUGGGCCGGAGAAGUACAGAGAACCAGAGGAAGACACAGAGAGAGAGGAGAGGGAGAGAGAGAGAGAGAGCUAGACAGACAGACAGACAGACAGACAGACAGACAGACAGACAGAGAAAAAGGUGUGUCACUGUAGUGUGAGAGGCAGAGGACAAAACGGCUCAAACUCAUCGUUACCUGUGAAGCAGAAGGACGUGAACCACACUAGAUUUACUGUGUGUGUGUGUGUGUGUGUUUUCUGUGUCCCUGUGUGUAUGAGUGUGUGUGUGUGUAUCUAUGGGAUGGUGAACAAUGUCUCGUGCACAGUCUCACUCAUCAGCCACUAGAGGGAAAUGCAGAGCAUCACAGCUGCUGUUUCUUCUUCUCUGGAUGGGGAAAACUUUUGGAGCCAUUCACAUUCCUAUCGAAUUGAAAGAGCCACCCUUGAUCACACUACAGACACAGUCGUUUACAGCCUGCUACAUAGACGACAUCAGUCUGAUGUGUGAAGCUAGCGGCAAUCCCACACCCACUUUUCGAUGGGUGAAGGACGGACAACUGUUCAACGACGAAAUGGACGGCACGGGAAUUCUUAAAGGUAACGAAAGUAAAGAGCUGAAAUUUUACCAUGGGAAAUACCGCUGCUACGCAUCAAACGAGCUCGGGACGGCAGAAUCGGGCCUGAUAAACCUCGUCACUGAGACCAUUCCAGUAGUGUCAGUGAAAGAGAAGAAAGUGGAGAAGACCGCCAACAAGGGUGAAAGUGUGGUCCUACAAUGUAAUAUCCCAAACAGCACAGUGAGCUCUUACGUCCACUGGAUGGACAAGAAAUUGAUGCAUGUUAAGCAAAGUGAACGAGUCAUCAUCGGCCUGAACGGUAACCUUUACUUUGCCAACGUGGAGAUCAGCGACACCAGAAAGGAUUACACCUGCUUCAUCCAGUACAUCGAAGCCAGAACUAUUUUAUCCUCAGAGACAGUCUCUCUCUAUGUUAAAUCCUCCAAUGAGCUGGUGAACAGACCGCCUGGUCUCCACCAGCCUCAGGGCACACACAGCAGUUAUUUUGCUCUCCGAGGACAGAAUCUCAUCCUGGAGUGUAUUCCUUACGGCCUGCCAACUCCAACAGUCAAAUGGCAAAGGAAAGACGCUUCGCUUUCCUCCAGUCAAGCAACUGAGCAGCAUUUCGGUCGCUGGCUGGAGUUCUCGUCCAUCUCGGAGAGCGACGAUGGAGAAUACACCUGUACAGCCUCUAACGUGAUAGGCCAUGUCACACACUCGUACACAGUCAAUGUGGAGGCCGCUCCCUAUUGGAGGAAGCAGCCUAAGAGCGCUCGGUACACCCCGGGAGAGACGGUCAGACUGGACUGUCAAGCUGAGGGCAUUCCUAAACCUCACAUUACAUGGAAGAUUAAUGGAGAGCUCCUCUCCGAGACGAUUCCAGAACCGAGACGCAGCGUAGAAGGCGGGACUUUAAUCCUGAAUAAUGUUAAUGUUGCUGACACGGCUGUCUAUCAGUGUGAGGCCUCCAAUAAACACGGCACCGCCCUCCUUAACACCUACAUCCACGUCAUCGAACUGCCCCCUCAGAUUCUGACUACAGACAGUCGAGUGUAUCAGGCGACAGAGGGAUCCACGGUGUAUAUUAGCUGCGACACUUUUGGUUCUCCGCGGCCGAAGGUCACAUGGGAGAAUAAUAAUUUUGGUCCGGUUCUGUCCAACUCGCGGAUGUCUCAGUUGGACAAUGGCACGUUACACAUCAUGGACGUGAGCCACGAGGACACAGGAACGUACCUCUGUUCAGUCAUAGCCACCAAUCUGUCCAUUACUGCACAUCUGGACGUACUGAGCAAGACUCGGAUCGUGACCCCUCGUCAUGACCACCGGACUUUAAGAGGAACUACGUUGGUUUGGCCGUGCAGUUACAAGGUGGACCCUCGACUCCCUCUGCCCCUAAUCCAGUGGAGGAAAGAUGGAAAAAAAAUUCAACCAAUAGCUCCAGAUAACAAAUACAUCAUUCAUGAAAACGGAUCACUGAGGAUCAAUCACAUCCAAGCUGAAGAUGCUGGAAACUACACAUGUGAGAUCAUCACCACCCUGGACUCUGAUGUCAUCACUGGAUCUCUGACUGUGAUUGAUAAGCCUGAAGCUCCUCACUCAGUGAAGCUGGAUCAGAAGGCGAGUCGCAGCGUCACUGUAUCCUGGAGCCCCGGACAUGACAACAACAGCCCUGUGAAAGAGUUUGUGAUUGAGAUGCAAGAAGAUUUGCACCUAGAAGCCUCAAGCUGGAAGGAGGCGAAGCGCGUUCCUGCUGAAAUCCAUCACCUGGAGAUUUCUUUACUUCCUUUCUGCAGUUACCAGUUCCGACUGGCGGCGGUUAAUGAGAUCGGCUGGAGUAAAUUCAGCCAUCCGUCCGAGUCGUACGACACACCUCCUGCAGAACCUGAAGUGGCUCCGGGGAACGUGAGGAGUGAAUCUACUGAUCCAGGCAGCAUGAUCAUCACAUGGGAGGAGCUGGAGCCGAGGCACUUCAACGGGCCAGGUUUCGGGUAUAAAGUGUACUGGCGUGAAGCAGACAACUCUGGUAAUGAUUGGGAGUCUCAGGUUGUUUCUCAUCCUCCGUUUGUAGUCAACGAAACAAAUACCUUCACGCCCUUCGAGAUCAAAGUGCAGGCGGUGAACAAUGUUGGCGAAGGACCAAGUCCUGAAGCUGUCAUCGGCUACUCGGGAGAAGACGUUCCCCUGGAGUCCCCGACUCAUAUUGAGGUGACUCCGGUUAAUGCUACAGCUGUAUCAGUCAGGUGGGAGCCAGUCAACAGGACGUCUGUGCGCGGACAUCUUCUUGGCUACAGGAUCUACCUGAGGAGGUUGGGUUCCAGAAGAGACCAUGUCCACAACAGGAAAGAGAAGCGGGCGCUAGCUACGGUGAGAGAGAUGGUGCAAGCGAUGGAAAGCAAGGAGGAAAGACAAGUGAUCGUCGUGGAAGGAAAAGAGGAGGCGACCGUAAGAGGCCUGGAGUUCUACUCCGAUUAUGAGCUGUCAAUCACAGCAUACAACAGCAAGGGGGAGGGGCCUCCGUCUAGCCCCAGCUACUUCAAGACAUCUGAGGGAGCUCCUGGUCCUGUUUCACACUUGAGAUUUGAGAGUCCUUCAAAUACCGAGCUGACGCUCUUCUGGAAAAAACCUCACAGGACGAACGGGAUCCUGAGAGGAUACGUCUUAAUGUACCAGGAGUUUGUGGAGAACGGUCCCAGCACACUCCAGAAGGUAGAGCUUGAUGAUCCGACUGUGACGCAUUACAACGUGGACAAACUGGAUCCCAAACAUUUCUACAUUUUCUCCCUGAACGCGUUUACCGACGCUGGAAAAGGAGAAUCCGUCCACAUUAACGCCACCACGUUACUCGACGGAGUUCCACCAUCUUCUAUUAACAUGACAGUGGGAGAAACAGCUGUGAAUCUAAGCUGGGUUCCAGGAGAACGACAGCGAAACAUGGGCUUCGCAGUUCGUUACCACAGGGGGAAGAGUGAGCCAGAGAAUGGUGAGUGGGAGGAAUCGGAGCAGGUGAAUUUGACGCAGGGCUUUUAUCAGCUGCAGGGACUGAAUGCAGGAUCGUUCUACUUCCUUGAAAUCCGCCACGAUAACAUCACAUACUGGACACAAGCGCUGCAGACUAAAGGACCAGUGAUAGACGGCGUGCACAACAGCUUCGCCACUCAGGGCUGGUUCAUCGGCCUCAUCAGCGCCGUGGUGCUGCUGCUGCUCCUCCUGCUCAUCCUCUGCUUCGUCAAGAGGAGCAAAGGGGGGAAAUAUUCAGUGAAGGAGAAAGAGGAAGGACAGAUCGACUCGGACGCGAAACCCAUGAAGGAUGAAGCGUUUGGAGAGUACAGAUCCCUUGAGAGCAGUGACAGCGACGAGAAGCGUUCGUUCAGCCAGCGCUCGCUAUGCGCCAACCUGAAGCGCGAGAGCGAGGACAGUCUGGGGGAGUACGGAGACAGCGUGGACAUCCAGUUCAACGAGGACGGCUCGUUUAUCGGGCAGUACAGCGGGCGCAGAGACACACAACCCUACGCGCACGGCGAGCAUGAGAGCUCAGGCGUCCCGUCCCCAACCAAACCCAACCCUCCACCCAGCAACAGCUUCCCCACCUCCAUCACCGGCACCUUCGGGGGGAACUGAGACACGAGAAUCGACUCUGCUGCAUCACAAGAGACACUGAGACAGAGAGAUCAACCUGAACUAAUACUGGCAUUCAUUCAUAAGUACACAAAGAUCAUUUAUUCUCUGGCUAGCAACUUUCAUUUCAUUAAAAAAAAUAAAUAAUAAAUAAUAAUAAAAAAAAAACACAAGGGGACCGAAAAAUAUUCCAUCACUGCCGAUGACGUUAACACUUUUUAAAGCACACGCAUGCUUGUAAAAUUAAACACACACACACACACACACACACACACACACACACAGUACUUCAAAGGCCUGGAUAGACCACUCUUUCAACUCACAACUCUUUUACUAAUGCCCCCCCACCCCCCAGUUUUUACUAUGUUUGCUUUAAUAAAUAUGCAAAUUUGUGUGUUUCUAGGAGAAGAAUAAGGAAACCUUUACCUCAGGAAAUCUGGAACCGUGACUUAACGGUUCAUAAAUCGGACCAAUAGAAAUGAAUGAAAAUGAAGAAAUUCACCAAUCACAUUUCAUGAUGUUUACACUUCUCAAAAAACACAAUAUGUGCUACAAAGUUUGCUUAUACGUGUAGUUAAUUAGCUAACUCAUUCUAGACGAGUAUCGAUUAGGACCCAAAUUCAAUGUGAAUUAAACGUAGGUGAUCGUCUUAACGAUACGAUUGUGCAUAUCGUUCGAAGUAAGGUCAGUGUUUCACCAAGGAAUUACUCCAAGCGUUUAUGCUUAUUAUUGGUGGCUCUUUUAUAUUUUAAAAUAUGCUCCUCCCCUUUGAAGGAGUGGCUACAAGUGUGACGUAGGUGUGCAACAGAAGAAUAAAUGUACAAAAAAAAUUACAAAACGAACCAAACCAAUCACAGAGAACAGGUGUGAAUAUUAAUCAAAGUGGGCGUGGUCAGGGUGUGGCAUGAGCGAGGAAACAAAAGAGGCUUAAAAUGAAUAUGUAAUCAAACCACACAAAAAAGGUAUAUGGUGUGAAAUUUGUGUUAGAUUAGUCUUUCCAGGCCUUCAGGAAAAGACACGACAAAGAUCAAACAUUCCAGAUUAGCUUUUCACAAAGGCUGUCUUUCUUUUCCCCGGUUUACAGCUGAGCAUGACAUCUAUCUCAUCUUAGCCUGUGUGUGCUUUCCAACAUCAUCUUCUGUAACGUUUCCUAUCAAUCCACAUCAUCAAUCCCCUGCAAACAGUCAAGAACGCUCGAAUUCAGAUUACGCAAAAAAUGUGCUGUAAUAGUUUCAUACUAAUAAUCCAUCCCGACUUACACACUACAUCAUGGUUGUAAUGUUAUUUUAAUUCCCAAAAUAGCUGACACGAUCAUUAUAUUAGCAUGCUGAUACAGAGUGUAAUAGUAAAAUCAUACACACACACACACACACACACACACACACACACACACACCUUUAUGUUCUCAUUAGGAACAUAACAAAGAAAAACAUCAUCAUGUUUAUAAAUUUGUCUAAUGAUCCAUCAUUUCCCAGAACUCACGAGUCAGGUACUUAACAGAAACAAGUGGCAAUGAUGUCUUAUAUGUCUUAGGGAUUGUAAAGAAAACUAUCUACAGUAUAUUUACAUUUUGUUUAGUGUCCGUCUUUCGCAAGCAGAGGUGUUUAUUUUGCACUGUACCUUUUUUCUUUUUUUUUUUUGAAAUUUCUUAUAUUUUGUCAUAUUUUUUUCCACAUCAUUUUUUACACAUUUUUUACUUUAUUAAUGGGCAAUUAUUCCUUUAAGAUAAUGGUAAAUCUGCCAUAAUAUAGCAGCAUAUGUAUCUUAAAUCUACACACAUGAACUUUUUUUGUCACAUCAAUCCUUCAUAAGCAGAUUUUAUUAUUUUGCACUAUAUUUUUUAUUAUUAUUAAUUAUUAUUACUAUUAUUAUUUGACAGAAUACUUUUUUGGUCCAUUUUAAUUCGCUAGAAACUGCAUUUUUUUCUUCACAAUUUCCUGUACUUUUAUUUCUUAUUUUAAAAAGGCAGUUGCUCAGUCGUGUUCAUGUUAAUUCCAGCGUUAUACUAAUAAUAAUAAUAAUAAUAAUGACGAUGAUGCUGUCAUACUGUAUCAUAGCAGCAUAUGUAUCUUAUAUGCCUGUAUGUACAGUGUGUACACGUGUAAAUGUCUGACACGUUUAUGAUUCUUCAUAUUUUAUUUUCAACCAUUCAAGAAUCGUGUAUGUGUAUCAUUACCGUUGUAUUGUCAUCCACAGGGUGAGUCGUGUAAUUGUUGCUACUCGCUAUAAGGUUUUAAAAAAACAUCCAUAGCCAAAAUCUGCGCUUUUUUCCCCCAGUACGAAUCAAAACUGAGCUCUGUUAGCCGUAGAUGCUAUGCGCAUGUAUCUCGACGCUGAUAUGGCGAAUCUCUCUCUGUAAGGUUUGUGCCUGUUUUCCCUUUUUAAUGCUGAACUUUUUUUAACAUGAUGCCUUAUGUCUUUUUCUAUUUCUAACUGUCUUUUUAGUAUCUGUCCAUCUGAGGUAACGCCGAGCAUGAGUCACUAAGAUGUAGUUUAGCUAGGCAUGUGCCGAGUUGUGCCGUACAUCGUGAUGCGUUUAGCGGAGACGCUAUUCGUGAGUUUCAUUUGGGAAAAUAAUUGACGUGAAUAACUUAUUUUUUAUUUUUAUUUAACAACUGAGGUGAAGUUAGACAUGUUCAGCAGAUAAAAUAAGAACAAGUCAAGUUUUCUAGCUUACAGCUUUCUAGUGUAUACUAGAUAAGAUGGCUAAACGUGGAUUAGAUGGCUAAACAUGGAUUAGCUAACUGCUAGCUACCGGAAAGAGAUUUUAAACUAAUGUUCAUGAAAAUGUGGACAACAAGUCAGACAGAAGUGUUGCCCCGGCUGAGGAAUUUGUUUACAAUCUUUCCUUUAAGCUUCUUAUAAACAGUCAUAGUUGCCUUUGUUUAUUUCCGGAAAUGAUUUCAGUGGUUAUGUUUAGCUAACUAACAUUAACUAACUAGUUGCUAGUUUGCUAGCUCGACACCAACACUUACUACAAUAUUAUUACGGCUUAUCUAAUAGAGCACGCGUUGUAAGGAACGUUGUGGUACUUUCUAGCUCGUGCUCGUUAACUAAAUUGCUAGUUAUUGAAGCAAAAUUUGAACAGCAACCGUCGUAUUUGUGAGCGUCAAUCACGGCAAGUUAUUUUUUCAUAUUUCAGUUAGAUAAUGUAGCGUAUCCUGACAUAACUUUAUAGUUGGUCAGUUUUGUUAUGUCCAAAUUGAAUUUUGCUAAAGGAUUUGGGCUUAAAAAGCUUAAUUGUUUUUUUGUAUCCAAGUAGAUGAACUUUUGCCCUUUUGCGCUUAUAAAGUCAUUUGUAUUUCUAAGAAAAAGCAAAAAAAAUAAAUAAAUAAAUAAAUAAACACCAACAGUCAAGUUUGUCAAGACAAGUUUGUUUGUUACUUGCCAUAAGAUGCUUUUGUGUUUACAUUUAGCUAUCUAAUCUAGCACAACCUAUCAGCUAGCUAGCUGCAUUUAGCUAAUCCAUUAGGUUACACGGCUUGUUUUAUGCUACAAGAUGAUGUUUGGUUGAAAAUUACAGAGUUGUUUGUAUCUUACAAAAGGACUGAACGAUUGUUAGACAAGAAAAGUGAAGCCGAAUCCCAAAUGAAACUCAGACAUUUGUUAAAAUGCCAUAUCACGAUGAUAUCGCAAACUGUGAUAAUUAGUCAAGUACAUCGGCACAAGCCUAACGACAGUCAGCCGGUUUAUUUUCUUUACUUCUUUUUUUUUUUGCGAAUAUUUAAUGAAUUUUUUUUUUAUUAGAUUCGCAAAGUCACCCAGAAAGAAUCAACAAGACUUUCUGAAUGUAAAUAAACGUUAAGAUUGUCAUUUAGCAUUUUGCUUCCUUUCUCUUUUUUUCCUACAUUUUUUUUUAUAUAUAAACGUGCACCGUUCUUAUUUUGCUAUUUCGCAGGUUUUAUAAUACUUUUAGAUUCUGAGUAGGAAAUGGGAAUGCAAUCUUUUGUUAUUAUGAAUUAAGAAAUUGAUCACGAAGCUUCGCUACUGUUUAUGUACAUUGUAAUAAAGAGUGUAAUGAAGUGAAGAAACUCUUAAUGUAGGGGGCGCUCUCAGGGCUGUUAGUUUACUCCCAUCUUUUUUUUUGUAACAAUCAGCAAAAGCGCUGCAUAAAGUGUUUCCAGCCACCUGUUUAAAUGCUAAUUGUGGAUUUGCGCAUGAAUAAAAAACGAAUUUCAAAAACACGGCUUAA